This is a messenger RNA of [Torrubiella] hemipterigena, 954 nucleotides long. NCBI's taxonomy places the organism in Eukaryota, Fungi, Ascomycota, Sordariomycetes, Hypocreales, Clavicipitaceae. The record is from the annotation of a GenBank genome assembly.
CGGGUAGUAGCCCCGCCAUAUUUCCAUCGUCCCCAGUAGGCUUACCGAGAUGUUAACUUCUCAAGGUAUUCCAUAGCCCCGCUGGUAAACGAGGCAGACUCUUCCUCCAUGAGUCAUUCAGACGAAUGCUAACGAUUAGGUUGAAUGUUGGCGCCGAUGGUAGUGAUGCCGUUGAACCCUAAAAAAUAGUAUAUAGUCCACGGUAUCCCCUACUGUUUCCAACCAGAUAUCUCCCCAUCAAACCAAAACCACUACUACUACUACCAAAGUCUCCUCCACAAUGCAGUUCACCAAGCUCGCCGCCAUUGUGCUCCCCUUUCUCAGCCAAGUUGCUGCCCUGGAUCCCCUCCCUGCCAACCCUCUUGUGGCUGGCGCGAUUGUCCCUACUCCCGCACCUCAAAAUGUCCACGUUGUGCGCCGUGAUACCGAGUCGUGCGCGACCUCCCGCAUGAACGAGCUUUCCAUGCUCGACCCUCCCACUCCACCAGCCGCAUUGCACGGGGUUCGACCUACACUAAGCUGCACUAUCACGGCCCCGGCCAGUAUGUCAUCGGAGAUGGUAUCGUACGCCGUCGCCGCCGAAUCCUAUCUUUCCAACAUGUUUGCCGCGGCCGAUAAGCAUCCCAACCCUGCCCAUUGUGGAGGCGAGGUCAACAUGACCGUCUCUGCGGUUUACUGCUCGGAGCCAUCCAUCACUCUCCAAUUCACUGGCACCAGAGCCAAUAUGACCGCUACUAGCACCGUUAUCGCAAACUAUGCCAAGAUUACCAACAUUCGCCUGUCGGCUGGUGUGGCCAAGGCUGUCAGCCACGGCCUCCUCGCUGGCGCUGUUGGCGCCGCUGCGUUUAUGGUUCUUUAAAUGGAUGGAAUGACGAGAUGUAUCAUUAGCUUAUGAAAUAGAUUAUACCCCCAUAGGAAGUUGUUUACAAAAUAAUGAUAAAAUCAUUUAGUCUG